CCCGACUCGACGCGCAGCUCUCUCCCCGUGACCUCACCUCCUCCAGACGCCGCCCGACGCCGGAUCCCUCGUCGCCCGACGCUUGCCCCAACCCCCCGCCGUCUGCUCCAUAUAGAUCCGCGCCGCCCCCCUCCAUCCAGAUCCGCGCCUUCUCCGCCGCCCUCCCUCGCCCGGCCCUUCCCAGAUCCGCAAAGGUAGCAGGUUUUGCUACAAUCUGACAAAGUGGAGGGUUUAGAAGUUGAAGCUUCUUUUAUGUCUGAACAAACAUCGGUUUAUUCGGGAUCAGUUGGACUGCUGGGAGAGUAUUCUCGUUCAACGAGAAAAAGGCUUAAGUUUUUGAUCCCCUGCAUGCAUCAAGAUCCCACUAAAUUCUCUGGUUGUGAGAAUUCACUUGACACUACCAGUGCUGAAAGUCAGCUCACUUUUCUUCAAGGAGCUGCAGCUACGCUUGCUGCUGAAUUUUUCCACAUCUGAUAGUAUCUGCUGCAGAAAGUUUGAGUCAGGAUGGCGAUGCAAAACAUUGGUGCUUCAAACAAGGAUGAUGCCUUCUACAGGUAUAAGAUGCCCAGAAUGUUGACCAAAAUAGAAGGCCGUGGUAAUGGAAUCAAGACAAAUAUUGUGAACAUGGUUGAUAUAGCAAAAGCACUUGCCAGGCCUGCCUCCUACACAACUAAGUACUUUGGGUGUGAACUUGGGGCACAAUCAAAAUUUGAUGAGAAGACAGGUAUCUCCUUGGUUAAUGGUGCUCAUGAUACUUCCAAGUUGGCUGGACUUCUUGAAAACUUCAUCAAAAAGUAUGUCCAGUGUUAUGGUUGUGGCAAUCCUGAAACCGAGGUCCUCAUCUCUAAGAACCAGAUGAUAACUCUGAAAUGUGCUGCAUGUGGCUUCCUAUCUGAUGUUGACAUGAGGGACAAGCUCACUACAUUCAUACUGAAGAACCCGCCAGAACAGAAGAAGGGAGGCAAAGACAAGAAAGCUAUGCGAAGAGCUGAGAAGGAGCGGCUGAAAGAAGGUGAGGCUGCUGAUGAGGAGAUGAAGAAACUCAAAAAAGAUGCGAAGAAGAAAGGUGCUUCUUCCAAGGAGAGUACUGCAAAAGGUGUUGCUACAAAGAAAAAGGCUGUUGAUGGAGGUUCUGAUGAAGAACAUGCAACCUCACCAACUAACAGUCAAGAUGCUGACUUUGAAGCUGCUGUAGAUGACGAUGACAAUGAUGAUGACGAUGUGCAGUGGCAGACUGACACGUCAGCAGAGGCUGCGAGAAAACGCAUGCAGGAGCAGCUGAGUGCAGCAACUGCUGAAAUGGUUAUGCUUGCCACCGAGGAGACGGAGAAGAAGAAGAAACAGGCCCUGCACAAAGAGGACAGUGCCAAUGGGACAACGAAGCCUGAAGACAAUUCAAACGGCAACCAGGCUGGGCCUAAAACCACUCCUUAUGAUGAACUGGUUGAAGAGAUCAAGACUAACUUGGGCAAUGCUGUCACCGCCGCGCAGCUCAAAAGUGUGCUGUCCUCCGCAACCCUACCCCACAAGGACGUGAUGCAUGCUCUCUUUGAGGCGCUCUUCCAUGGCGCAGGCAAGGGGUUUGCGAGGGACGUUGUGAAGAACAAGAAGUACCUUGCUGCUGCUGUGCCUGAUGAAGCAUCCCAGAUUCUCCUGCUCCAGGCUAUUGAGGCGUUCUGUGGCAAGUGCAGCGCUGAAGCCCUGAAGGAAGUCCCAGUCGUCCUGAAGGCCCUCUAUGAUGGAGACGUCCUUGAGGAAGAAACCAUUGUCCAGUGGUACAAUGAGGCUGUUGCGGCUGGCAAGAACUCCCAGGUCGUGAAGAACGCCAAGCCAGUUGUGGAGUGGCUCCAGAGCGCCGAAUCUGACGAGGAGUGAGAUGCUCUACUGCCUACUGCGUUGCUCUUAUGUUAUGCUUCCUGAGUGUCAGUUGUCAUUGUACUGUCAGUCAAUCCUGCUGUUUAAACCCUUAUUUGGUUGGCUCUGUAUUGAGUCAGUUGAAAGACAAUAUGUAUGGUUUAUUAUGUGUGGUGUUUUUCUUCCUAUCUUUCGGUGAAACUGAUUUCGAUAGACAUUAAAUAUGACAUGCUUUGAUGUG
This is a messenger RNA of Lolium rigidum, 2095 nucleotides long. Its product is annotated as eukaryotic translation initiation factor 5-like. Gene Ontology annotation, cellular component: cytosol. The record is from RefSeq and is a predicted model, not a curated record. Gene Ontology annotation, biological process: translational initiation; formation of translation preinitiation complex; formation of cytoplasmic translation initiation complex. Gene Ontology annotation, molecular function: eukaryotic initiation factor eIF2 binding; translation initiation factor activity; GDP-dissociation inhibitor activity. Lineage: Eukaryota; Viridiplantae; Streptophyta; Magnoliopsida; Poales; Poaceae. The transcript is spliced from 2 exons. Bases 505 to 1875 code for a protein of 456 amino acids.